Molecule: messenger RNA, 3718 nt
Organism: Colossoma macropomum (tambaqui)
Lineage: Eukaryota; Metazoa; Chordata; Actinopteri; Characiformes; Serrasalmidae
Gene: slc25a1b
Product: slc25a1 solute carrier family 25 member 1b
Exons: 9
Coding region: 353-1306 (317 amino acids)
Biological process (GO): mitochondrial citrate transmembrane transport
Source: RefSeq, a predicted model, not a curated record
UUUACAGAAUGUCUUUUCGUGUGAAAUAUGCAUUUAAGCAAGAUAGGUUAUAAGGAAACGAAGCAGACUUCGGUCCACCUUAAAAUGUUUUGUUUGUGAAAAACAUGGCGCUACGUGGUGCUGGCGAAACCGAGCGCCCCGCCCUCAACACGAUGUUCAGCCGUUCGCCCCCAACACUGACAGGAACAGGGCAGUCAAGAAACUUCGGGCUGUCAAAAACAGCAAACAUUGUUCUGGGGAGACGGUACCGAAGUCAAUGACUACGUUAGCCCUGUGUAGUAUUCCGUUUUAAGAGUUUAGCCACGAGCCGAGGUCGGUUCGCAUUUACAAAUCUUCUUGUGAAUACCCAAACAUGUCAGGAGAGACGAAAUUUGUGAGCCCCUUCCACAGACCCCACUGUUUAUCUGCAGCAGCACCGGCGGGGAAGGCGAAACUAACGCACCCUGGCAAAGCCAUUUUAGCUGGUGGGAUUGCUGGAGGGAUUGAAAUCUGCAUCACUUUCCCAACAGAGUAUGUGAAAACCCAGUUACAGUUAGAUGAGAAGGCAAACCCCCCACGCUACAAAGGCAUUGUUGAUUGUGUGAAGCAGACAGUCCAGGGCCAUGGGGUGAAAGGCUUGUACCGGGGCCUCAGCUCCCUGCUUUAUGGUUCCAUCCCCAAAGCAGCUGUGAGGUUUGGAGUGUUUGAGUUUCUCAGUAAUAAGAUGAGGGACGAAGCUGGAAAGCUGGACAGCACACGAGGGCUGAUCUGCGGCCUGGGCGCAGGUGUGGCUGAGGCUGUGGUGGUGGUGUGUCCUAUGGAGACAAUAAAGGUCAAAUUUAUCCACGAUCAGACCUCAGCCAACCCCAAGUAUCGAGGCUUUUUCCAUGGUGUAAGAGAAAUAGUCAGAACACAAGGCCUUAAGGGAACAUAUCAGGGAUUGACAGCAACAGUAUUGAAGCAAGGAUCAAACCAAGCUAUUCGUUUCUUUGUUAUGACCUCCUUGAGAAACUGGUACAAAGGUGACAACCCCAACAAGUCCAUAAACCCUCUGGUGACUGGAGUGUUUGGAGCCAUAGCUGGAGCUGCCAGUGUAUUCGGAAACACACCGCUUGAUGUGAUUAAGACUAGAAUGCAGGGUCUAGAGGCUCACAAAUAUAAGAACACCAUGGACUGUGCCAUCAAGAUUAUGAGACACGAAGGACCAGCAGCGUUCUACAAAGGGACCAUUCCGAGACUUGGUCGAGUCUGCAUGGAUGUGGCAAUCGUGUUUGUGAUCUAUGAGGAGGUGGUGAAGGUUCUUAAUAUGGUGUGGAAGACGGAUUAAAGCAGAGAGAGCACUGUGAUGCAGACAGAGCUUGGUGAACAUGGCCUGACCUUCACAGCAUCCCAGUGAUGUGCCGCAUGGGAACAUGCAGUCAGGAGGCCAAAUAUGUGCUUAAGGCAGUGCAUGUGCUCACAAGCGGCAAAGCCAAGUGGCUGCUAAUGUACUAAAGUAGCCCAUUAAAAUCAAGACAGAGAAAACAUUUCCCCAAAUAAUGUGAGGCACACAAAUACUUGAAAAUUAGCUAAUAGGAAAAUAAUUUGCUUUUUUAUUAAUGAGAAUCAUUAAUGGGAAGAGCAAAAGAAAGGCUUAACUCAUGUUUUAGCAUGAAAAACUUGGCUUUUUGGUGUCGUUUUAAGGUGUUACCCUUAGGAUUUUUUUUCUAAAAUUAUAUUACAUUUACUUAGUUGAUUUCUGUAUUAAAUGUGAUGACACUAAAACAUAUGAAACGUAUUGAAGUAUAACUAUAUUAGCAAGUUCAUCAUUGCUCAAAAGUGUGGCAAGUUACUACCAUUACAAAAAUAGCUUAUUACAGCUUAAAGAUGCUAGAAGCGCUAAUAAUGAAGUAAAGCUAAUGAGAACUAAUUAGCUUAAUUAGCCUUUUUCAAACCACAGCUUUGCAGAGUUUGGCAGUUUGCCUCAUUAAACACCUAAUUCAGCUCAUUAGCUAAUUAGCAAGACCUUCCUAAGUUGAAUUCAGAGUGUUUAAUAAGGGAAAAUGCUAAUCUCUGCAGAGCUGUGUGGCCCCAGCAGAAAUUCUGUUAGUAUUUUUUGCUAACUGGCCUCUAUUAGCUUUUAUUCAUCAUUAGCUAUGUGAGGAUUUUAAGUAUUGCUUAAAAGUGUAGCUACACUCAAAAAUGUAGUAAUUAAAGUAAGAUCAAGCACUUUCAAGCAGGUUAGGCAAAACCAAGGAAAUGUUUAAGUGGAGUUACACUGUUAGCUUUUUUUUUUUUUCUUCAGAUUAUGCUAGUGCGCUAAUUUGCCUCUUCAAGUGAUUACUUGCGUACUUGCUAAUUUUAAGAGCCUGAUUUUUGCCACAGUCUGUAGGACUUUGAUCCAAAAACGCACAAAACAUCUUGAAACAGCACCAAAGCCUUUAAUUCUCAGAAACACAGUCUCCUCAGUACCUCCAGUAAAUAUGUGCACUUUUAAAACCUUAAUGAACACGGUACUAAUUUAAGAGAAGUAAUGAAAUGCAACUAAGUGCCUAGACCAGUAUUUACUAGUGCUCAUGAUCAGCAUGUAGCGUUUGUCUGUAUGCCAUGAUUAUGUCCUCGUGCACUAAUAUGGCAUAAUCAAAGUAGUGCUAAUUUCUGAAAAUAAAGAAUAUGAUGUGUGUUAGACAACGCGUGUACCAUUGACAGUGACCAAAACACAACUUGGAGGACUUCUGGCUGCUUGAAUGAGCGCGGGAUAGCUUUUAACUCAUACUGGCUUCAUGAGAGAUACAAAAUAUUUAUUCAUGCUAAAGAGAUUACCAAAUCUGUCCAGAAUGUUUGGUUUGAGAAGUGGUUCAUGGAUCUGAAAUGGCCUUAAAUUAUAUGCUGCUUUUGAUUAUUGCUUUUCAGUGUCACUUUGUUUAUCUCUUCUCCUACCUCAAGAAAUCCCCAAAAUAUACACAAAAACUAAUGAGGGAGAAAGCAGAUGAUAUCUCUCAAUACAGGGCACAAUAGUGUCUCCCUGACAUUACUGACAUUUUACAUAGUACACUAGGUAUACAAAUAUCAUAACAGCUCAUUAGUAGGAAUUCCUGUACUUGCAUUUGAAGCUAUAAUGGGAAAAACAGUACAGUUUUACCUGACAAAUGUACAAAUGAUUUUGUUUUUGAUUUGAGUCAGGAUGCAGAAAUGUUAAUGUGUUCUACUUAAUGUUACGUCUAAUAUGGGAGAAUAACACAGUGCGUUCAGUGUUUGUUGAAAAGAAUAUUCGUGCCUAAUUAAUAUCUGCUUGUCUAUGCCUUGGAAAUUGUGUUAGCGUUAAGCUCUCGAUCAUGUUCAUUAUGUUUAAGAGCGCUCACUCUCUUCUUGCCAAAUAUAUUUAGUUCUCUAUGAUUGUCCUUGACCCAUCUGUAAAGCUUUGAAUAAAAUGAGUAUAUGGUCAUGUUGUGAAAGCACAGAAAAUAGUGAUUUCGAAGAGGAAACGGGAAACAAACUGGGUCACCUGUGAAUAUAGCAAUGGUUUUGUGUUUCCAUGUUUGUCACAUAUCUUGGUUUGGACAGUAUGACUUAUUUGACAGAAGUCUGGCAGUGAAUGUAAUGAAAUAUUCUUGAUGUAUUUGUGGCCCAUAGUAAAAUAAUGAGACUGCGUAUAUCUACACUUUUAAUUUGUAUUGCCAUAUUUGUUUUUAUUCAAUCAUACAAUGUGCCUUUACAUUAUGUUCUUAAUGUUCAAUAAAUCAUGGUGGCUGGACAUGAA